Molecule: messenger RNA, 2037 nt
Organism: Trametes versicolor FP-101664 SS1
Lineage: Eukaryota; Fungi; Basidiomycota; Agaricomycetes; Polyporales; Polyporaceae
Exons: 9
Coding region: 1-2037 (678 amino acids)
Molecular function (GO): metal ion binding; ATP binding
Source: RefSeq, a predicted model, not a curated record
AUGGACCCAGAGCACAUCGCUGAGAUUGCACGUCGAACUGACUGCACACACGUCCACCCCGGUUACGGAUUCCUCAGCGAGAGCCCCAAAUUUGCCUCGCUCUUUGGCAGCUAUCCGGCUGAUUCCAAGUCGUAUGCCAAGCCCAUCACUUUUGUAGGGCCCUCUGUUGAGGUCCUCGAGAUUGCUUCGGACAAGAUGCGUUCGCGGGAGCUCGCGACGUCUCUGGGUGUGCCCGUCGCACCCGGGGCCCAUGUAGCAUCCGCUGACGACGUACGAACGUUCGCCAAGGCAAAUGGGUUUCCUGUAGUCAUCAAAGCCCUUGACGGCGGUGGCGGACGAGGCAUCCGCCUGGCGCAUACCUUAAACGAGGUAGAGGACGCCUUCCGGAGGUGCAUCGGGGAGAGCGCUUCGCGGCUUGUGUUCGUGGAGAAGGCGUUCGUUGGUCCCGGCUGGCGCCAUGUGGAGGUACAGAUUGUGGGCGAUGGUACAGGAGCCGUAACGCAUCUGUGGGAAAGAGAAUGCAGCGUUCAGCGAAGGUUCCAGAAGAUCGUUGAGAUGGCCCCGUCCACUCUUCCGCGCGAAACGGUUGAACCGCUCUUACAAGCUGCGCUAAAGAUGGCGCGUCACCUCCAAUACAAGGGUUUGGGCACCUUCGAGUUUCUCGUCAAUGGCCAGUCGCACGGAUGGAUCUUCCUGGAGAUCAACCCCAGACUGCAAGUCGAACACACGGUUACUGAGGAAGUCACGAAUUUGGACCUCGUACGGGUGCAAUUACUGCUAUCUCAGCCUGGGGCUUCCCUUUCCUCGGUGUUGCCUACGCAUGCACCUACACCGCCCCCACCACAAGGCCAUGCCAUCCAACUACGCCUGGUAGCUGAAGACCCUCAGAAAUCCUUCCGGCUAUCUACGGGGACCAUCCGUCCUGCAGACGCAUCCUGGCCAGCUGGCCGGGGCGUUCGCGUUGACACAUGGUUGGGGACCGGCCCCCAUGGUUGCCCUCACCCCCAGUGGACGAUCGGUGUGGACUUCGACUCCCUCUUGGCAAAAUUGGUAGUCCAUGCUGGAACAUUGGAGGAGUCGACCGCCCGCGUGCUGAGAGCCUUAUGCGAGACUCGCGUUCAGGGAGAUGUCAAGACGAACGUGGAGCUCCUUGCCGGUGUUAUGAGUCAUGCGGACUGGACCGCAGGGAAGAUGCAUACCCGUUGGCUCGAGGAUCAUGUCGAUGAGGUCCUGGCCCUCGGGAGGCAGCAGCUCUACCGUGAUGUACAUGUUUCAAGCUCGACAUCGCCUAAUCACUCAGACCGGUCCUCGAGCGACGCGGAUGGUGCGCCAGGGACUGUCUUACUGCAACCCGGUGCAUCAUUCCAGCUUUCACUGUCCUCCGCCUCCCAGCCUUCGCCAGCGGGACAGGCACAGAAACAUACUUUGGUCUUGUCAUCUUUGGGGCAUAACGCAUUCCCUAGCCAGCUCUCGGGGACGAUCACCACUUCGCUCACCUCGGCGCCGCUGUCGUUCUCCUUGACGCAGCUCUCUUCUACCGCGACAUCUUCGCACAUCGAACUCGCCAACCCGCAGGAUCCCACACAUAUCGCAUCCCCUCUGUCAGGCAAGAUCGUGGAGCUCCACGCGGCUCUUACGGAAGGCUCAGAGAACGGGAGUUACGUUCACCAAGGAGAGGCGUUGGUUGUGGUGUCCGUGAUGAAGAUGGAAAGCGUCGUAUCUGCACCCGUCAGCGGCAACGUCGUGAGGCUCGGAAGAGGUAUCGAGGUCGGCGUGAUUGUGGGGCAGAAUUCUGCGUUGCUUCUCUUCAAGAUGUCUUUCAUGGAUGAGAUUCGCAAAAUCCCUCCGGUCACUCGGUUUCUCUGUGCCUCCUCUCUCGCCGUCACUCUGCCAGUCCUCCUGCAGAUCUUGCCAAUAUACAAGGUCGUCUUUGUGAAGGAGUUCGUUACGCAGAAGUUUGAGAUUUGGAGAGUAUUUACGAGCUUCUUCUUGGGAAGCUCAGGGAUCAACUUCAUCUUCGACCUUGCCAUGCUCUAG